AUGGCCGACCGUGAUGCGGGAGGCAUGUCGUCCAUACACCCCUAUUACCCCCUGGGUAUUCCCAUCCCGCACUACGCCGCGAACGAGACGCCCCUCCCUCGAGUCCUGGUCCCCUUUGUCGCCGUCCUGCUUCUGCCCAUACCGAUCGCUUUUGUGACGUCGCGACUGAUCAAGCCUUCCCUCGGAGGCCUCGACCGCUUCGCCGUGUGCUGGUUUGCCCUCGGCGCGUUUCUGCAUUGCUGCUUUGAAGGCUACUUUGUCUGGAACCAUGCGACGUUGGCAGGUCUCCAGACGCUCUUCGCCCAGGCGUGGAAGGAAUACGCCCUCUCCGACUCGCGCUACCUGACGUCCGACCCGUUUGUGGUCUGCGUCGAGGCUCUCAGCGUUGUGCGUCUCUUCUGCCCCUCCUCCGUUCUAUCUGUCACCUCCACGAGGCCGGCAGGUACCCAACCUUUUGGCCCUCUGGGGGCCAAACGAGCGACGACGAUGCAGAUUCGUCUCCCGUGA
Verticillium dahliae VdLs.17 is the source of this 507-nucleotide messenger RNA. RefSeq names its product EBDP2 protein. Gene Ontology annotation, biological process: sterol biosynthetic process. Gene Ontology annotation, molecular function: cholestenol delta-isomerase activity; steroid Delta-isomerase activity; C-8 sterol isomerase activity. Gene Ontology annotation, cellular component: membrane; endoplasmic reticulum. Lineage: Eukaryota; Fungi; Ascomycota; Sordariomycetes; Glomerellales; Plectosphaerellaceae. The transcript has 2 exons. Bases 1 to 507 code for a protein of 168 amino acids. The record is from RefSeq and is a predicted model, not a curated record.